AUGACGGUUCCGGAGCCCAUUCCAGAGGCGUCGACCCUUCCGGAGGAGCCGCCUCUCCGCAGCGAACAGAUCGAUCUGACAUUGGCUAUCAAACGCUGCCGUACUUGGCAAGAACUCAGGCGGCUCUACUGGGCGAACCGCACUCGACAUGGCGUCAUCAAUAUGGUGUCGUACUUCACUCGUCUGGCGGCAUUAGCGCCUAGCUUGCCGGAGCUGCUACUGCCAUACAAAACGGACGAUACCGACGAAGCAGCGGUGGAGGAGGCGGAGGCCGCCGCUGCUGCCGGCGGUGCCGACGGGCAGGUUGUGGCGGCACUCGCCGGUGCAACCCCCGUCAGCUGGUCUGGGAAGGGCUACGAUGCACCGAGGCGCCGCAGCCAGCAACAACAACAACAGCCGCAGCAGCAGCAGCAGCAGCAGCAACGACAGCAACAGGCGGGAUUAAAAAGCGGCCGCGGCAAAGGGCCGGCAGCGACGACACCGCCGGCCCGAUGUUGCAGCAUCGCGGAGCGUACGGCGCUACGACAGCUGGUUGUACGGAUGGUGUACGAUGCAUGCUGGUAA
Molecule: messenger RNA, 564 nt
Organism: Volvox carteri f. nagariensis
Lineage: Eukaryota; Viridiplantae; Chlorophyta; Chlorophyceae; Chlamydomonadales; Volvocaceae
Exons: 2
Coding region: 1-564 (187 amino acids)
Source: RefSeq, a predicted model, not a curated record